AUGAUCGAGGAGCUCAGCAACGCCACGCUGCCGGCACUCCUGGUGUUCCAGCGCGCCGGCACGCUCUUCAACGAGGUCGAGGUGGCGCUGAACCCGCCCGCGAGCGUGAAGUCCAUGUCCUUCAUGACGGGCAAGGACGCUCCCGGACUGGAUCCCGUCUGCUGGAAGGUCGAGGGUUUCGUGGAGGACGCAAACGGGGAGGGUUGCUGGAAGCAUCUGGUCUGGCAAGACAAGCCGUACGCGCCCCCCUUCAAGCGAGAGACCGAGCUCUGCGUCGUCUUCGACGUGGAGCAUUGGAGGGUGGAGGCGGCGGGAGGCCGUGCGCGGAACUCAAAGGUGGGCAGCAUCACCCUCCAGUCUUUCCUGCCGGUGGUGCAGGAGCGCUUGAGCUUCUUCACGGCCUCGCUUCGCAGCCUCCUCCGGUCAUCGGAGAAGUAUGGGAUCCGUGCGGGCAUCGACACGCUUCUGGAUAGCCACAUCGGCAACGUGCCCUCCCUGACGCAGGUCAUCCCCUGCUACAACGAGACGGUGAUUUUAAGCAAGCAGUUCCUGCAAGAUGACGACGGGCUGAAUAGCAACCUCGCCUUCAUCAUCUCGCAGUUCCCAGAAGAGUGGCCAGGGCUGUUGGGGGCCGUGAUGGAAAUUAUCUUGGCCAUCCCCCAUGGCCUAAGCCCUGCAUCCUCCGAGCCUUUGAGCUCAUCUCUACGGGUGGGGGAAAUCGGUUCGGAGCUCUUGAAGCUGUAA
Molecule: messenger RNA, 744 nt
Organism: Symbiodinium natans
Lineage: Eukaryota; Dinophyceae; Suessiales; Symbiodiniaceae
Source: the annotation of a GenBank genome assembly